AUGUCAGAUAAAGAUCAUUCGUUACCUAUUCCAGUGCCUGGAAAAGAGGAGAGUGGUAGCAAUAAAUCUUUCUUGUCUCAAUCAGUGUUACGUAAAAUGAGUCAACCGAUGUCUCCAUUAUCAUUAUCAGGCCCAGCUAAUCAGGCUUCCACAGAGCUGGCAAUAGCCUCUAUUGCACCAAUGCUAGAAGGAUUUGCGCCCAAGACUAGCGCAGAAGAAUCGAAAGACGGUGUUUCUUCGAAAUUGACUACUUCGCCUCAUGGAUCGGAUAGUUUAUCUACCGAUAAUUUGAAUUCAAACGAUGGUUCCAAGUCGAAAAGGAAUUCAAGGGCAGGAUCUACAUCUUCUGGAAGUGCUUUAGAUCCAACGAUGAGCAAAUUGAAUAAAACUACUUCGAAUUCGUCUUCUGCUUCCAGAAUGUCUCUAUCUAUUCACAAAGAACCUGAAGGUCCCAAAUUACCUAAGAUAGGCAAAAUCGGUGUAUGUGCUAUGGAUUCUAAAGUCAUGUCAAAACCAUGUCGUCGUAUCUUAAAUCGAUUAAUUGAAAACGGGGAGUUUGAAACUAUCAUUUUUGGAGAUAAGGUUAUUCUUGAUGAAGCCAUUGAAAAUUGGCCAACGUGUGAUUUUUUGAUUAGUUUUUUUUCAUCAGGAUUCCCUCUAGAAAAAGCUAUUGCUUAUGCCAAUUACCGUAAGCCUUAUAUAUUAAAUGAUUUGAUCUUACAAAAAACACUUUGGGAUAGAAGAUUGGUGUUAAAUAUAUUGAAUCAUGCAAAUGUCUCUACACCAGAAAGAUUAGAAAUCAGUCGUGACGGAGGUCCUCAUAUCGAUGAUUCGUUAAUGAAUAAACUUAAAGAAGUUGGUUUAACGGAUGAACAGUUAGAAAAAUUGACUAAUCAGAAGGAACCCGAAUGGGAAAUGAUAGAUGAGGAUACAUUGCAAGUCCAAGGCAAGAUUAUGAAAAAGCCAUUUGUAGAAAAGCCAGUAGAUGGUGAAGACCACAACGUGUAUAUUUACUAUCCAAAAUCUACUGGUGGCGGUGGUCGUCGUUUGUUUAGAAAAAUCGGUAAUAAAUCUUCUGAGUUUGAUCCUGACUUAUCAACACCUAGAACAGAAGGAUCAUACAUUUAUGAAAAGUUUAUGGAUACAGAUAACUUUGAAGAUGUGAAAGCAUAUACAGUGGGACCUAAGUUCUGUCAUGCGGAGACUCGUAAAUCUCCGGUAGUUGAUGGUAUUGUCAGACGUAAUACCCACGGGAAGGAAAUUAGGUUUGUAACUGAAUUAUCAGAAAGGGAAACUAUUAUGGCUCGAAAUGUCAGCUCUGUAUUUCAGCAGACUAUUUGUGGAUUUGAUUUAUUGAGAGUGAACGGAGAAUCCUACGUAAUCGAUGUUAAUGGUUUCUCCUUCGUUAAAGAUAAUAAUGAUUACUAUGACUCCUGUGCAUCAAUAUUAAGAGGUUUAUUUAUUGAAGCCAAAAAAUCUCGUGAUUUGUUAAAGACAAAGAUACCUCGUCUGUCUAAAUUACUUCAUAAAAGUCAAUUUGAAGAAAAAGAACAAAAAUGGGUCUUCAAAGGUAUGGUAUCCGUUAUUAGACAUGCAGAUCGUACCCCUAAACAAAAGUUCAAGUACUCUUUUAGAUCACCUUUAUUUAUUUCAUUAUUAAAGGGUCAUUUGGAGGAAGUUAUCAUAAGGGAUGUUCCUGAUCUCCAGGUGGUUUUAGAAACUGUGAAGAUUGCGGAAGAAAAGAAGUUGGAAGAUCCAAAGAAGCUUAAGCAAUUAAGAGGAGCCUUAGAAAAGAAAAUGAAUUUUCCUGGUACUAAAAUUCAGUUGAAGCCUUCUUUAAAUUCAGAAAAUCCCGAAACCGUAGAUAAAGUGCAAUUAAUCUUGAAAUGGGGUGGUGAACCAACACAUUCAGCACAAUUCCAAGCCAAUGAUGUUGGGGAACAACUAAGACAAAACAUUAAACUCUUGAAUCGUGAUGCUUUAAAAGAUGUGAAGGUCUUUACUUCGUCGGAAAGAAGAGUUAUUGCGAGUGCACACUUAUCGACAUUAGCGUUACUCGGCUUAGAUAAGGAACAUGAAGAAUUGCCAGAUGAUUUUUUGAUCAUUAGGAAGGAUUUAUUAGAUGAUUCAAAUGCUGCUAAGGAUUUAAUGGAUAAAGUUAAAAAGAAAUUAAAGCCAUUAAUUAGACAAGGAGCUGAAGCUCCUCCACAAUUUACUUGGCCACCUAAGAUGCCACAGCCUUUUGUAGUAAUCAAGCGUGUUUGUCAGUUAAUGAAUUACCAUCAACAAAUUAUGGAUUAUAAUUUUGAGAAGAACAAUGUUGACGAAUUUCAAAAAAAUUGGUGUUGUGGAGAAGAUCCAGUUCUAUUUAAAGAAAGAUGGGAUAAAUUAUUUCAAGAAUUUACUACUGUCGAAAAAACACAUCCAUCAAAAAUUUCCGAAUUGUAUGAUACAAUGAAAUACGACGCAUUACACAACAGGCAAUUCUUACAAAACAUCUUUUCAUUUGAUCCUAAAGAUGAAGAAUUACUUGCAAGGUUAAAUAAAGUAUGUGGCGAUACAAUAAAUUCUUCAGGUUUAGUCAGUGAAUAUCCAAUUAACAUUUUGGCAAUGAAUAAUUUCAAGAUUCCAAAUGAUAAUCAAACAGCUUCGAAUAGUAAUAAUACAUCAGGACCAAAUUCAACUUCGAAUUCUAGCAGCAAUCUCGCAAACAUUACAUCUUCAACUACACCUGCAUCGGCUGGGUCUCUAGGGUGGGUAUUAAAGGGGGCCACUUCAACAGUUGACGAUUCUUCUUCAAAUAAUGAGUCGAAUACCAAGAAAAAACAAGAUACUCAUGAUAAUUUGUUCGAUCGUCCAACAUUCACUAGACUUAGAGAAUUAUACAGGUUAUCAAAAGUAUUAUUUGACUUUAUUUGUCCUCAAGAAUAUGGUAUUAAAGAUGAAGAAAAACUAGACAUUGGAUUACUUACCUCUUUACCAUUAGCAAAGCAAAUAUUAUCUGAUAUCCAAGGUAUGAGGGAUAAUGAUGCGGCUGCCGUAGUGAAUUACUUUACAAAGGAAUCUCAUAUUUAUACAUUACUAAAUGUUAUUUAUGGUUCUCAAAUCCCAAUGAAGAUUGCUAGAAAUGCAUUACCUGAAUUGGAUUACAUGUCACAGAUUGUUUUUGAAUUAUAUGAAGCGGACGAUUCAAAUGAUCCAUCUGGUAAAAAGCAUUCUAUUAGAUUAUCUUUGUCUCCUGGUUGUCAUACACAAGAUCCGUUAGAUGUCCAAUUAGAUAAUGAUCAUUACAUCGGAUGUAUUCCUCGUAUUGGUUUAACUAGGCAUUUAGAUAUGGAUUUAGUGACUCAAAGAUUAAAGUCAAGGUUUUCCAGAGUUUCAUUACCAAAGAAGUUUACUCCAGUUAAUAUUUCAAGUCCAUUGGCAACAGGCUUAUGA
Messenger RNA from Debaryomyces fabryi, 3438 nucleotides. It is a transcript of the gene AFL1, whose product is annotated as inositol polyphosphate kinase. Gene Ontology annotation, cellular component: cytosol. Bases 1 to 3438 code for a protein of 1145 amino acids. The transcript has a single exon. The record is from RefSeq and is a predicted model, not a curated record. Gene Ontology annotation, biological process: inositol phosphate biosynthetic process; inositol metabolic process. Gene Ontology annotation, molecular function: inositol hexakisphosphate kinase activity; diphosphoinositol pentakisphosphate kinase activity; 5-diphosphoinositol pentakisphosphate 1-kinase activity. Lineage: Eukaryota; Fungi; Ascomycota; Pichiomycetes; Serinales; Debaryomycetaceae.